ACAUUUCAUAAGAGUACAAACCGACCAAAUAAAAUCACUUCAUUAGUCCAUCAUUGUGCUACAAUCAUACAUAAAACAAUAUAAACGUUAAUUAAAACAUAGAUUAUUAAAUUAAAAAUGAAUAACACCAUAAUCCAAUCCAUAAAAUCAUCAAAAGAUUCAAUGUGGCAUCAAAAACUUGUCGCAUGUGGACAUGGGUCGGGCUGUCCUUAAAAUUUGUUUCGAUCCCAUAAACUCUUGCUGGGCUGGGCCUAUUUGAGAUUUUAGGGAGCGAAUUAAGGGAAAUGAUAACCUUCUUGUUCACACUUAGAAGCUCUUAUGUGCAUCAUCUGGAUCAGUUGAAGAAGACUCCUGCCGUUGGUGAAAUCACCCCAAGGUUUUCCACUAAUGAGAACAUUUUUACAGUCGGAGGCUCAUAUGCUGUUGAUCCCCUGACAGUGGUGAAAGCUAAGCUCAAUAACCAUGGGAAACUUAGGGACCUGCUGCAGCAUGAGGUUAUACCCAAGUCAAUUGUGGCAAUCUCUAGUGAAUCUGACACCAGGGCCUUGGACAAAAAUCCCAGGCUCGGCGUGGCUCUGGCCCUUAAGCCCUGAUUGGCAUUUGUUGAGAGAUUUUUGUGACCCAUUUAUCACACUGGGGGAGAUUUUCCUAGCCAUUUAUCAACUUUCUAACAAAGGUAUAUGCUAGUUCAUGGAUAGGUGCUUCACAAGCAUACAUACAGACAUAAGAUGAGGGGGGUUUCUUUUACCAAAAACACAACAACGAAAGAGUUCAUUUAACACUGAGACGGACAAUAAUCAGAGAUACCACUGCAAAGCAGGGAACCAUUGGUUUGACCAUUUAUUGUAAACAUAUGGGUGAUCAAAGACAACGUACCAUGAUGAAAAUCAUACUAUGUUGUGGUGCUUGGGCAGCACUCUCUUCAUGUCUCUCCAAUGAAAGUUUGUGCUCAGAAAGAUGAAGAAAAAAAGCCAGGAUACCGGGUGAUCCAAACGAGGGCAGCUACUGAAGCUUAGAACUUAAAAAUUAUCUAAUGUACAACAUCAAACUCAACCAAAAACAAUACAGUCUAGUUUGCCAGCAGCUUUUGCCACAUGUAAUGCUAUUGUAAAGAAAGAAAAACAGCACUCAUAUAAUGUUGUGUAAAUAUUUCCUACCACCCAAAUCUAACAAUGUUCAAGAACUUUAAAUGAAAACUCUUAAACGAAUGGAAAUAGUCCUACACAUGCAUACAUAGCAAUAAGCAUUACUGAAAAUCAGAGAUAAGGACAUUUCCUCUACAUUUCAUUAAACAUGCAGAAAAGAAACCUAUCUAAAAGAUCAAGGCAUAAAACCAUAAAAAAGAAAAGGCGAAAGAUUAAACCACAAACACCACCAGUCUCCAUCACAAUCUAGAGAAAGCACACGGCGAAAGUGCACGAAAAACACAAAUAAUAAUAUGUUGGCAUCAGUAGCUGCAGAGAGUAAAGAAGAUGCUAAUUCCACUAAGAAAACUAAAUCAAUUCUUAGCUACCAAAUCAAAAUCAAACUCUCACAACAUAGCUAUGCUCCAACGAUCAUAUUGGGGUAAAAAUUAGUGUGUUCCAGGGAAAGGGUGUUAACUGCUAAGAAACUAACAAGAGACAGGUAAAUAUGAUUGAAAAA
Messenger RNA from Tripterygium wilfordii, 1644 nucleotides. Its product is annotated as mitochondrial outer membrane protein porin 2-like. Bases 285 to 593 code for a protein of 102 amino acids. The transcript has a single exon. NCBI's taxonomy places the organism in Eukaryota, Viridiplantae, Streptophyta, Magnoliopsida, Celastrales, Celastraceae. Gene Ontology annotation, molecular function: voltage-gated monoatomic anion channel activity. Gene Ontology annotation, cellular component: mitochondrial outer membrane. The record is from RefSeq and is a predicted model, not a curated record. Gene Ontology annotation, biological process: monoatomic anion transmembrane transport.